Vicia faba (fava bean) is the source of this 348-nucleotide messenger RNA. The record is from the annotation of a GenBank genome assembly. Lineage: Eukaryota; Viridiplantae; Streptophyta; Magnoliopsida; Fabales; Fabaceae.
AUGUCAGACGUCUUCUCUUCUUGUCUUGCUCGCACUCCUGAGGAGGCUACAAUUAUUGUCUCAAUUUCAUAUUUAUCCUUCAUUCAAAAUCUCCCUAAUGGAGAGAAAAUGGAACUCGUUUAUGAAAUUACUCAUAGUAUGUUCAAGGCUUCUUCUUUAUUUUCUGUUGUUUCUACGGACAGGGGAGACGAAAAGGUUAAGGCUGCCAACUCUUUGCUAGAGGAGAAAAAAAUCCACGACUCUCCUUAUACUUUAGAUGCUAAGAUAUCUAAGUUAGAGGGUCCUCUUAUAGUGACAGAGAAGCUGUAUCAGAAUUCUUUUGAUGUUGUUAACGAGAAGACUCAUUAG